AUGUGGCACAUUUUCAGAGCGAAGGGUCUCAUAUGGCCGGUGGCGCUGUGCUGGCUGGCGACACUGACCCAUGGCCAGCCGUCCCAGAGCGCGCCCUUGUACCGGCAGCCUCAGCCAGAGCGACCCCGAGCGUCGGAACGGCCGUCUCCUUACUUCUACCCGCCUGCUCCCGUGCAUUACGUGAACAUCGGCGAGAAGCUGGAUGGCGACUACAAGUUCGGCUACGACACCGGCAGCGGCCCCGCGGGCCAGAGCUACCGCGAGGAGUUCAGACUCCCUGAUGGAAGCGUGAAGGGCUCCUACGGCUACAUCGACUCCCGCGGUCACAUGCGGAAGGUGCACUACACGGCCGGCAAGAGCGGCUUCAUCAUCCUCAAGGACGAGCGCAUCGUGGACAAGAAGUCGUCGACAUCGGCUCCCAAAGCGCCGCUGGUUCAGUACCACGUGACCACGCCCCCCCGCCCCGAGUACACGACCGAGGAGCCCGAACCUGUCGUUCAGCAGACGGUUGCUCCAGUUCAGCAGGAGAGCAGACAACUGGAGCGCCAGUACGUUGCCGCUCCCGUGGUCUUGCAGAAGUCUGCCCAGGAGUUGCAGGCGGAGUACAACAGAAACCUUCUGGCGGCGUCGUCGACGGUUCCUCGGCAGCAGUACGCCUCCCCCGAGGGAGCUGAGCAGGGGGAGCCCCUGGACCAGCCUCCCAAGCCGGCCCCGAGGCCCCGGCAGCAGAGGAGGAGGUACGAGGAGCCUAUGGUCACAUACGGACCUCCAGUCGUGAACAAGUUGCUGUUGUCGUACAGCAUCGGUGUUCCGAGCUAG
Molecule: messenger RNA, 819 nt
Organism: Ixodes scapularis (black-legged tick)
Lineage: Eukaryota; Metazoa; Arthropoda; Arachnida; Ixodida; Ixodidae
Exons: 2
Coding region: 1-819 (272 amino acids)
Cellular component (GO): chitin-based extracellular matrix
Molecular function (GO): structural constituent of chitin-based larval cuticle
Source: RefSeq, a predicted model, not a curated record